AUCGUGGAUAAAUCGCAGGAUCUGAAUUUGGCCGACCAGGAGAUCGACGACACGCUGAGGCGCUACACCAAUUUGCUGCUGACGCGGACGCUCAGCGGAUGCCUUUCGACGCUGAUCCGCAAGCCGUCGCUGUCGCUCCUCCAACUCAUUCAGAUCUCGAUCAACACCAAUUACCUGGAGGAGUCCAACGGCUGGCUGGAGGAGUUUAUCGCCCAGCUGACGGGGGCCUCGCGUGAGUUGUCGCACAUUGCCCGGCUGCAAGGGCGGGCCGUCUUCCGCGACGUGAGGGACGACGCCGAGCAGCAGAUCUACGAGGCCCUCAAGCGCAAAAUGGACGAGUUUAUGGAGUUGGCCAACUACGACUGGCAGCUCAAUGAGCCAUCGGGUCAAGCCUCUUCUUUCCUUUUGGACUUGAUCGCCUUCCUGCAGAGCACCUUCCAGGCCUUUACCAAUCUCAAGGAACACGUUGCAAACGCCUGUCUGACGGCCUGCCGUCACAUCGCUGAAAUUCUGAUGGAUCUUCUACUCAGCGACGAUGUCAAAUCAAUUUCCAUGGGAGCCCUUCAGCAAGUGAACCUUGACGUCAUUCAAUGCGAGCAAUUUGCGGCUUCCGAACCGGUCCCGGGGUUCGAGGACGGGACCUUGUUGUCUUCAUUUUUGGACCUGCGCCAGCUGCUGGAUUUGUUGCUGUCCUGGGACUGGUCAGCUUACUUUCACGAUUAUGGUCAGGAUACCAGCAAAUACUUGCGUGUUUCGCCCCAGCGAGCCAUUACCGUUUUGGAAAAAUUGCGUGAGGCUGACAAGCGAACGGUGUUUUCCGUCCUGAAAAAGAGCGAGCGAGACAAGAAGAAGCUGAUGGAAACGGUGUUGCGUCAGUUGAGGCAGCUGCUCCAAUCUUCGGCCUAAUCCUGCCAGUCGUCCCAUUAUUACCUUCCAUCGUUCCAUGUUAUCCCAUUCAUUUUUUUCUCUUUUUCAACCGUUGUACAUGUGUGAAUCCGGUGCCUUGUAAUCGAAUUUUGGCUAUUUAGAUCGGCUCAUGUCGUCUGUGUUUUCCGUCUAUCCCUGGAUUUAAAAAAAGAUUCAGCUGAUUGUUGCUAUAGAUUCUCUCCACCUCCAUCGCUUAUUUCUUCCACCUUAAUUAUUCAUGUUUAUUCAUUCCCCACACCACAGGGUUGUCUUCUAGGAAUAAUGAACCCCGCUGGACAUCGAAUCUGGCUAGUUUAUAACAUUUCCUUUCUUUUUUCAAAGGAAACCAAAACGGCUUAUUUUUGUUGUGAUUCAUAUAGCAACUUCCUUGCAUCUACUUAUACCCCCUCCUCUGCGCCUUCGUUUUUUUUUUCGAUGUUUACCAUCGUCUAUUUUUGUUGCACAUUGUCAAAGUGUACAAACACAAACUGCAUGAAAAAUAAAGGAAAAUACAAAACCCUUUAAA
Molecule: messenger RNA, 1432 nt
Organism: Daphnia pulicaria
Lineage: Eukaryota; Metazoa; Arthropoda; Branchiopoda; Diplostraca; Daphniidae
Product: exocyst complex component 6-like
Biological process (GO): exocytosis; Golgi to plasma membrane transport; intracellular protein transport
Cellular component (GO): exocyst; membrane
Source: RefSeq, a predicted model, not a curated record